Macrobrachium nipponense is the source of this 1000-nucleotide messenger RNA. RefSeq lists its product as uncharacterized. The coding region runs from base 124 to 738 and encodes 204 amino acids. Gene Ontology annotation, molecular function: chitin binding. The record is from RefSeq and is a predicted model, not a curated record. Gene Ontology annotation, cellular component: extracellular region. The transcript has 2 exons. NCBI's taxonomy places the organism in Eukaryota, Metazoa, Arthropoda, Malacostraca, Decapoda, Palaemonidae.
CGUGGGUAUCCUAAGCCGUCACACAUCUCCUUCGAGCGUCCUACGAGGCAGGCUAAUCAUAUCCUGUUCCUUUUCUUCUCGUCCGAAUCUUCUUCUUCUUUACAAAGAUUUCCCGAAGUCACGAUGGCUCUCAAAGCUUUGGUGGUGAUUGCCCUCCUGGCCAUGAUGGGAGUGGCCAACUGUCAGGUCGGCUACGAAUUACCUGUGCCCAGCAACACCAAUGGCGCCCCUGACCUGAAGGCGGAGGAAUCCGUCGUCGUCGAAGACCAAGAAGACCCCCUGGCUGUCCUGGCCGCCCUUAUCCCAGGGGGCGGCGUCCCUGGGGAAGAUUACCCCAUCCUGUCGUCAGUCCCUGACACCGGAUUCAAAUGCGAAGACCAGGAGUUCCCAGGUUACUACGCUGACACUGCUGACGAAGCCAAGUGUCAGGUCUUCCACAUCUGCCAGUUCGACGGCCACCAGGACUCCUUCCUCUGCCCCAACGGCACCGUCUUCAACCAGCAGUACUUCGUCUGCGACUGGUGGUUCAACGUGGACUGCGCCGCCUCUGGGGACUUCGUCAGACUGAACGCCGACAUCGGGAAGGUGAUGGAGGAGUUGGCUGAUGCGUCAGCCAAGAGCGAAGUCGUGGCCCCAGGGCAGCUGUACGGAGUUCCCGAGGUGCAGGAGACCCCCGCCCCUCCUCCCCCUCCCCCAACGACCCCCAGUGGCUUCUACAGCGCCCCCAGCAGGUCUUAAACUGUACGAACUCCCUUUCCACGACUUUUCCCCGGCGUCUUGUGAUAGUGGUUUGUCACUAGGAUGGAAAACCAGAUGAAAUUCUCGUCGUGCUGAUUUUUAUUUUAUUUUUUAGCUUCUUCUUCUUCUUCUUCUUCUUCUUCUUCUUCUUCUUCUUCACUAUAGGAAACGAAUUAGUCUGUCUCUCACAGCGUUUUCGAUCCCGAAAAUGAUUUACUUGUAUAUUUAUUUACGAGCAUCGAAUAAAAGUACCUCAAGCAUA